Molecule: messenger RNA, 1605 nt
Organism: Ruditapes philippinarum (Manila clam)
Lineage: Eukaryota; Metazoa; Mollusca; Bivalvia; Venerida; Veneridae
Exons: 7
Coding region: 945-1418 (157 amino acids)
Source: RefSeq, a predicted model, not a curated record
AAUCUUUAUAACUUAUAAUAUAACAUUUUGUUCUUUCUGUAUAUGCGAGUAAACUGUAUAAGUUUUCGUUAAAACACUAUUUUCUCCAGCCUGUUAACUAUUACUUUAGUUUAAACAUACAGUGUACAUUUCAUAUGUAUAAUAGUUACAUAUUACUGAAAGGGAUUAGAACUUAAGGAAACUUAUAUAGUUCCGUUGCGGAUUCAAGCACAAUAUUUGCACGUGAUUACAGCCUCAUUAUCGUGUCAAGUAAAAAAGGUUUUUACCGCACGCAAUAUAACGCCGAUGUAUUUGUGAAUAUUUUCUUAUACCAUGAGGAGUCGAAUUGCUUGUGCCUGAAAUAAUACAAUGAGGGGCACCUGAUGCCUUCCUUCGCCAAUAAAGCUAGAAAGACACGAGCACAUUGUCGGUGUUACUGUCUAUUGACAGCGUUUCUGUGAUAUGCAGGCUUUUUAUUUUUUUUGAUCCCCAUACAAUAUUCCGAUUACAUUUGUAGUUACUUUCACCCAUUUAUUUUUCGUUCAGGGCACACACAUUAUUUAACCUAUGUUCUAUACGCCACGUUUCAUAGAAUGACACUAUAACGUAUCACAUUGAAUUGUCUUUUCUAAUCGAAUUUGAACGUUCUUUAGGGAAUCUUCUAUUCUCUAUUUUAUAACCCCAAGACAAAACAUUUGCACUCACGUACUUAACAUCAUAUAUAUACUCGCGAUUCCACUGGAACCGCUUUUAUCGUGAAUCACUGCAGCAUCUGUCACCAGCGUCGGUAAUACGGUGUGAAUAACGAUGCUAUUUUCUAAAUCUCGUAAAACGAGAUUUGACGACGUGAUUUACGCAUGACGUUGACGCCGUUUCUAAGCGACGUUGUCAUUAUUGUCAAAGCAUUAGCAAGAGAGAUUACUCACUUAGCAGUUGACAGCGAUAUUUAACGAUUUUUAUCAGUUAUGGAGGAAGUUUUUAUACCAAAAUUAUCUAUCCUGACACAAGAUGAAGGGAUGUUUUCCUGUCUUGACAGUUUUUCUGCAUUAACCGGUUUCGUUCCAAGUACAGUUCCGAUUUUUCAGGCAGUGAAAGUUAAGCGAGAAAACAGAUUUACCACUUUCCUGAGAACUUUGAGAAACUCAGUUCUAAAUCAUUCUAGAAAAGAUUAUGAUAUCAUCAGUACCGAUGAAGAUUUUGAUACUCUAUUUUCCUCUGAGACGCACAGAGUUUUGAAAGAACGCAAGAGAACUCUAGUACAAUUGAUUAAGAAACACGAAACAGCCCUGCUUGCAUUGAGAGAAGCUAGAAUUAAUUGUUGGAAGUCAAAAGCAAAGUUGCAAAAGUAUGAGUUGAUUCUAGAGACACAAAGAUCUUCAUUAAGUUACAACCAAAACGAGGCUAAAGUCAGAGAGGCAGCAAUUAAGGAUAUGGAAUAAGUACAUAACAAAUGGAUGGUCACACACGAGAAAGACCAUAUUGCUUUUGAGAAAAAGUUCUUAGAUGAGAUAGGUUUCCGAGAGAAAAUUCAAAAGAUGUCUUUUGAACUUGAACGUGAUGUUGUUGGGAUACUUUAUGACACCAUUCGAACAUUAAUGUACAAGAACAAUCAGAAACUGAGGUCCC